AUGGCCAAUACUCCACAGCGUGCUGUUUUUGGCUGUGAAAAUGUUGAGACUGGUGAUCUUUAUAGUCAACAUGCUGAUGGCAUCAUGGGUUUGGGCUGCGGAGAUCUUAGUAUCAUGGAUCAACUUGUGGAAAAAAAUGUAAUAAGCGAUUCAUUCUCACUAUGCUAUGGUGGCAUGGAUGUUGGAGGGGGAGCAAUGGUUCUUGGUGGCAUAUCUCCCCCAUCAGACAUGGUCUUUGCAUAUUCAGAUCAUGUGCGCAGUCCAUAUUACAAUAUUGAUUUGAAGGAGAUACAUGUUGCGGGGAAGCAACUGCCUCUAAAUACAAAUAUUUUUGAUGGGAAACAUGGAACUGUCCUGGAUAGCGGUACAACUUAUGCUUACCUGCCAGAAGCAGCAUUUCUUGCAUUUAAAGACGCGAUAUUAAAGGAACUUCAAUCUCUCAAGCAGAUCAGUGGUCCAGAUCCAAAUUAUAAUGAUAUAUGUUUUUCUGGUGCUGGAAUUGUUGCUUCUCAACUCUCUAAAAGUUUUCCAGUGGUUGACAUGGUAUUUGGAAAUGGUGAAAAGUAUUCACUCUCACCUGAAAACUACAUGUUCCGGGUUCCAGCAAUUCUUUAG
This is a messenger RNA of Sphenostylis stenocarpa, 615 nucleotides long. NCBI's taxonomy places the organism in Eukaryota, Viridiplantae, Streptophyta, Magnoliopsida, Fabales, Fabaceae. The record is from the annotation of a GenBank genome assembly.